UUCUCCCCCAAAUUAUUUGCUCCGCCACUGGCAAACAUAUCAGCCUAAAAUUAACCCACAUCCAACUCUACUUUCCGAAUUUCCAGAAUCGCCAUUGAUAGUCGAAUGCAAGUUUUAAUCGGUGACUGUUCAGUACAGUCUUGAAAGCCAGUGCAAGGGGGAUGGAUGUUGAUGGAAUCAGUUACGACUCAUUAGAAAAGAUGCCUUCUCUUCAAGAUGAUUACAAUACUCUUUUCGUCAACUAUGCAGUAGCCUGGCAUGAAAUGAGAAGAGCUUGGAGAGGCAAUCGAUCUGUUGCAUCUCAAAGAAAGCCCACCGAGCCAAUUACGAGAUAUAGUACCUCUUGCAAGGAUUUACUUUCAUCGAAAGAGCCUUUUGAAGAACCGGUUCCUUUAGCUAUGAUGGUUGAGUUUUUGGCUGAAGUGUGGGAAGAAAUUUUGUAAAGACUAGACAACAAACCCUGAUGUCGAGCUGCGAUGCAAAACGGGGAUUGUAAUUUUUGUGUUGUGUUUGUAAUUUUUUUUACGUGUAUUAUUACAGUAUCGAAGCCAGUGUCGAUUCGCUAAUCAUAUCUUAAAAAUCUCAUCUCAAAAUUGUAUAUGUAUGAACUUUGUUAUCAUUCUGAGGCUAAUUUCAGAGUGGUGUUGCAUUAAGUUUUCCAAGUCCUAAGAUUUUAAUUGUUGACUUUGUCAUAUAGGUCAAAGGUCAACUCACCAUAAUGUGGUGAGCUACUUUAAUUUGUUCUCUUGUUUCUCCCAAGAAUUUUCUUGUUUGGCUUUUCCUGUGGGAGAAGUCAAUAAACUA
Molecule: messenger RNA, 804 nt
Organism: Erythranthe guttata (spotted monkey flower)
Lineage: Eukaryota; Viridiplantae; Streptophyta; Magnoliopsida; Lamiales; Phrymaceae
Product: zinc finger protein
Source: RefSeq, a predicted model, not a curated record